Molecule: messenger RNA, 2276 nt
Organism: Leptopilina heterotoma
Lineage: Eukaryota; Metazoa; Arthropoda; Insecta; Hymenoptera; Figitidae
Product: carnitine O-acetyltransferase-like
Exons: 13
Coding region: 251-2128 (625 amino acids)
Biological process (GO): carnitine metabolic process, CoA-linked
Cellular component (GO): peroxisome
Molecular function (GO): carnitine O-acetyltransferase activity
Source: RefSeq, a predicted model, not a curated record
AAGUUUAUAUAUAAUAAAAGUGUUUUACAAUUUCUAGAUAUAUGUUUAUUAACAAACAAUUAAACAGCUUAAAAUAGUUUAUUUUAUUGUAGAGCGUUUAUUUAAUUUACUGCCGACAAUCAAAAUGUUUAUUUUUGAUUGAUAUGACCUAAAUUAAUCACUUACGAUCAUCGAUCAAAAGUUUGUUCUGAAAAAAAAUCCUCUCAAUAGUUUAUGAAAUCACCUUAAGAUCAAAGUUCAAAAACCAGUCAUGCAAAAAUUCUCGUCUGUUCUUCCGAAUUUAAAUAAAUUACCAACAUUUAAACGUUUGAAAUUUUAUUUUCCAACUAUGCAACAAGCUUCGACGAUAACUUCUUUAAAACUCAAUCAACUCAGUCUUCCGAAACAACCUGUGCCAGACUUGAAAAAAACUGCAGCAAAAUAUUUAAUAUCAUUGAAGCCGCUACUAAACGAAGAGGAAUAUUGCAAAACUGAGAAAAUUGUUAAUCAAUUUAUUAGUGAAAAUGGAGCUGGACCAAUUUUACACAAAAAAUUACGAGAGAGAUAUGAAAAGACUGAAAAUUGGAUGAAUGAAUGGUGGUUGAAAGCUGCUUAUUUGGGCUACCGUUUGCCGGUAAUUGUUCAUUCAAGUCCAGGAACAAUUGCUCCCCCUCAAAAGUUUCAAACUCCUGACGAAAUGUACUCAUUUGCCGCACGUCUUAUUGAAGGAGUUUGUAAAUACGACGCUAUGGUAAAAAGUCGAAAAAUGAAGCAGGAAAUGAUCCGCAACGAACCGCUCGAUAUGCUUCCGUAUGGGAUGAUUCUUGGCACUCAUCGUCAACCGAAUCGAAUAAUUGACAAUCUCUUGCAUACAGAUACAACUAGGCAUAUAAUAAUCAUCUCCAAUAAUCACCUUUUCAAAUUAAAUCUUGUUGAUCGUAAUGGACUAUUAACUGAAAAUCAACUAAAAGCUUCCAUUAAAGAUAUAAUUAAACGCUCAAGUGAACCUGGAAAAUCAGUUGGAAUUUUAACCGGAAAUGAUAGAGACACUUGGGCAGAAAAUCAUGCGAUACUCAAAGGAAUUGGUUCCAAUGGGAAAAUUCUCAAAGAUCUUGAAUCGUCUCUAUUUGUUCUUUGUUUGGAUAAAAAACUUCCGAACGAUGCAUUUAAAUCGAAAAACAACGAAUCAGUGAGAUCAGUUCAAGGCAUGACUGGUUUUAGUUCUUCGACGAAUGCCGGUAAUCGAUGGCAUGAUAAAACGGUUCAAUAUAUCGUCUCCAGUGACGGAUUCCUUGGAAUGGAAUAUGAACACAGUCCCUGCGAAGGUGUUCCUGUCGCUGUUCUUCACGAUUUCGUCUUAAAUCAUGUAACCAGUAAAUUGGACAUUAAAUGUGAGGAUGCGAAAGAUUUUCCUCAAGCCGAGGAAUUAAACUUCGAGUUAAACGACAAAAUUGAGAAAGCAAUUCAUGAAGCCUCAAAUGUAGUUGAUAGACUUUCGGAGAACAUUGACAUGGAAUGUUUUACAUUCAAAGAAUUUGGCAGUGAUGGAAUAAAAAAAUGCAAACUCAGUCCCGAUAGUUUUAUACAGAUAGCAAUGCAAGUGACAUUUUAUAAAUUGCAAAAAAAACCGCCGGCUCAUUAUGAAUCGGCGGCACUUCGUAGAUUUAUCAAUUCGCGAACAGAAUGCAUACGAUCAACUAGUGUCGAAUCUGUCGAAUUUGCGAAAUUAGUUAAUUCAAAUUGUGAUAAUAAUAGCGAGAAGAAAAAAGCAUUAAUUAACGCAAUUAAUGCUCAUAAAAAAACUGCUGGAGAGGCGGCAGUAGGAGAAGGAGUUGACCGACUCUUCUUUGGACUCAAAAUGAUUGUGAAUGAGGAAAAAAUGGAAAUUCCAGAAUUUUAUAAAGAUAUUGGCUGGACCAGAAGUACGCAUUUCACAUUAACUUCAAGUCAGGUCCCUUAUAAAACUGCCUCAUUCAUGUGCUACGGUCCAGUUGUUCCCGAAGGCUACGGCUGUUGUUAUAAUCCAAGGAAAAGUGAUAUUCUUUUCGCAUGUUCCUCUUUUAAAGACAAUUCUGAAACUUGCACAAAAGCUUUCGCCGAAACACUACAAAAUACUUUACGCGAAUUGAAGAAAAUUGCCGAACAAUAGAAUCAUGAUUGUUUUUUAACUUAUUUUUAUCAAACAAGUUUUUAGAAACUUAUCCAUUUUUAUAUAUUUUCAGUUAAUAUAUUAAAUCAUGCUUUUAUAAACUUUACAAAAAAAGAUUUUUACACUUGUCAUUUAUAGUUUUUAAAAA